AUAAUAAGAGAAGCGGGUAACAUAUCACAUACGUUUUAAUCAUUCUCUGUGGAAGAGGAGAGAAAGAAGAAAUAUAAGAGUCUACUUCUCCCUUGCAUUUCUCAUGAACUGCGUUGUCGUGUUGGGUUUUUAUUGUUGGGGUUGGAAACACAUCACCGCCCUCAUGCUCUAUCCUUCCACUUCUUCUAAUACCCCCGCUCCUUCCUUUUCUUCCAUUUAUUUCUGUUAGUUACUCAUCUUACUCCGUUCUGUAAUAUUAAAACCGAAACAUUAAAAGUUAUCUCGUAGAUUUUAUAAAUAGCUAGGUGGGUGAUGGAGGGUGAAAGUGAGAAGGAAUUGGUGGAAGAAUACAUGGCGAGAAAGUCAUCGCCGCCACCUUUCUUGAUGAAGACUUACAUGCUGGUGGAGGAUCCGGCGACGGAUGCGGUGGUUUCUUGGAAUUCCGAGGGGACGGGCUUUGUGGUGUGGCAGCCGGCGGAGUUUGCGAGAGAUUUGCUUCCCACACUGUUUAAGCACAGCAACUUCUCCAGCUUUGUCAGGCAGCUCAACACGUAUGGGUUUCGAAAAGUGGCUACAACAAGGUGGGAGUUCUGCAAUGACAUGUUCUGCAAGGGCAAAAAAGAUCUCCUCUUCAAAAUACGUCGUAGAAAAUCAUGGACAAACAAGCCACAUCCAGUCGCCCAGACCCUGAAAGAACAAUCCGCAGAUCACGAUCAAGAUGAUGCCAAUCAACGGUCCAAAUCAACUUCUUCCACCUCUUCGUCGUCCGGAUACACGAGUCUUGUGGACGAGAACAAAAGGCUCAAACAGCAGAAUUGGGUUCUCAAUUCUGAACUCUCGUCUCUCAAAAACAAGUGCAAUGAGCUGCUCGAUAUGGUGGCGAUUUACACAAAGAAGGAGAACAUAUAUGAUGAUGAUGAAAAAGAUGAGGGGCCCAAGCUGUUUGGAGUGAAGCUUCAAGGCGAGAUGAGGAAGAGAAAGAGAGAAGAAUCGAAUAUCGGUGAUGCGAAUGCUCCAACCUAUUUUGUGUCCCAGUUAUGCAAAUAAUUAUUUAAGAGAGUUAGUUACAUAAAUAGCUAGAUUAAUCAAUUAAUAUAGCUUCGAAAUAUCUGUAAUACAACUUCAAAUAUUAAGACCUAGAUAUAUAUUUAACUGUAUCUGCCAGCCAUAUCAAAAAUGUGAUUUGGUUUGUGGAUAUACGUACAGAGACACCAUGAAUAUAUAUGGAUGCAUGUACUUUUAAGUUUCAA
This is a messenger RNA of Daucus carota subsp. sativus, 1250 nucleotides long. Its product is annotated as heat stress transcription factor B-3. The record is from RefSeq and is a predicted model, not a curated record. Gene Ontology annotation, cellular component: nucleus. Gene Ontology annotation, biological process: regulation of transcription by RNA polymerase II. The coding region runs from base 313 to 1047 and encodes 244 amino acids. Gene Ontology annotation, molecular function: DNA-binding transcription factor activity; RNA polymerase II cis-regulatory region sequence-specific DNA binding. NCBI's taxonomy places the organism in Eukaryota, Viridiplantae, Streptophyta, Magnoliopsida, Apiales, Apiaceae. The transcript is spliced from 2 exons.